AUGAAAGGGAAGAUAUAUACUUAAGGACUCAGAUCAUUUGGGUCUCCUGGCUUCCUGUAUUCUUACUUUCAAAAAUUUAAUAGCAAUAGCCCCCAUAUUUCGUUUUAAUCUAGAAUGAGCAUUAAUCUCUUCUUAGCAAUGAUUUUUAGAGGAAAAAGUAAGUUUUUUCAGAAUUUGGGAAUUUUUAGAAUAGUGAUUUAGGAACAUUCUUUUUAAAAUUCUGAACUCAUACAUUAAUUGGAUUAUUUCCUUCAAUGA
Paramecium sonneborni is the source of this 258-nucleotide messenger RNA. The record is from the annotation of a GenBank genome assembly. NCBI's taxonomy places the organism in Eukaryota, Ciliophora, Oligohymenophorea, Peniculida, Parameciidae.